Penaeus chinensis is the source of this 874-nucleotide messenger RNA. RefSeq names its product flavin reductase (NADPH)-like. The record is from RefSeq and is a predicted model, not a curated record. The transcript has 6 exons. The coding region runs from base 149 to 814 and encodes 221 amino acids. Lineage: Eukaryota; Metazoa; Arthropoda; Malacostraca; Decapoda; Penaeidae.
CUGAAGACAUGGCAACACCGCAGGUAGUAUAACACAGGCCCUUCCCGAAGUACGCUUCUAUCAGUAGGACACAAUCAGACAUCUCUGUUGUGCCCGGCUGUGAGCAGGUGUCGUCUAGGUUUCUCCUGAGAUUAGAGCAGCAGGCAACAUGCAGUUAGCGGUGCUUGGAGCCACAGGCCAGACCGGCGUCGAACUCGUGAAGCAGGCGCUGGAGGAGGGGCACUCUGUCACCGCCGUCGUCAGGGACCCGGCCAAGGUCACGGCCACACAUGAUAAUCUGAAGGUGGUAAAAGCAGAUGUGUUUGAGGAGUCUUCCCUUGUCAAGCCAUUUACAGACCAAGAUGCAGUUGUGUCUUGCCUGGGUUUCUCAAGGAAUCCGCAACCAGUGACUGGUUAUACCGAGUCAAUGAAAGCUAUUAUUGGUGCAAUGCGUAACGCAAACAUCAAACGUAUUGUAACAAUGACUGCUUGGUACACUGACACCUCUGUUGCUCCUCGAAUGGGUUUCUUGGCCAACUGGGUGAUUGUCCCUAUUCUGCGCCCUGUCUUAUUGGGCAUGUUUGAUAUGGAGAAGUUCAUUAAGGAAAAUUGUUCUGAUAUCAACUACACUGUUGUGCGACCUCCUGGACUGGGCAGCGCACCCAAAACAGGCUUGCCCAUGACUGUUGAGGAGGACUACAUUGUGGAGACAGGAACCAGCUUCAACAAGACCAACAGAUCCGAUGUUGCUGCUUUUAUGCUCAGCUGCUUGAAGACAUCUGACUAUGACCAAAAGAUGGUUGCUAUUACAACUCAAAAGAAAUUGGGCAGUUAAGAUUAUAAAGAGAAGUGCCUUGUGUAUGGUCGAUGUAGAAUAUAUAUUUGUGUUACUGGA